Messenger RNA from Saccharomyces mikatae IFO 1815, 1743 nucleotides. RefSeq names its product putative alpha-1,3-mannosyltransferase (gene MNT4). The coding region runs from base 1 to 1743 and encodes 580 amino acids. Gene Ontology annotation, cellular component: Golgi apparatus. NCBI's taxonomy places the organism in Eukaryota, Fungi, Ascomycota, Saccharomycetes, Saccharomycetales, Saccharomycetaceae. The record is from RefSeq and is a predicted model, not a curated record. Gene Ontology annotation, molecular function: alpha-1,3-mannosyltransferase activity. Gene Ontology annotation, biological process: protein O-linked glycosylation. The transcript has a single exon.
AUGCUUUUGCGCAUACGGAGAACAAAGAAGCUGGCCCUAUUGCUCAUCACACUGUCGCUAUUUUUAACUUUUCUAUUUAGAUUCUACCGAGGACGUCUGCUUUCUAGCCGUCUUGAAACACACAGAGAAGAUGAUCUUUCUGAAAAGUCGCUUUGCAUUUCCAAACUGCUCCAAUCGGGAGAAAGUGAGAAGGUAAAUUGGAUAAAUGAGUUCUAUGAACCGAACAAAUGGAAAAAUUUUGUAUCUUACAUGAAUGGAGGUCGUAAAGAUGUGAAAACGGUCUCUCGAUCGCUAUCCAAUUUACUUUUGUAUCGACAAUGCUCCAAAGUCACUUAUAAUGAUCAGGAAGUUGUUCUUCUUCGUAAGGCAGAAAGCAGGUUGUUUCCGUAUAUGAACUUCACAACUUUAAACGGGGGAGAAUCUCAAGAUUUUUGGCCAGUUCAUACUCGAUUUGACGGAACAGUAUAUCGUGGACAGGUGCUACAUUUUUCUACUGAAAACAAUUCCUUCACAGGAACUUCGCCGGUUGAGUUUAAGGCCAAUAAACCAUUCUGGGAAAACUGGUUGAACUCAGCUCUCCAAAGGAAUUCAAGGGGCCUCGUAAUGAGCGUAUCAGAUUACCUGGUGUCAGAUACGAUUCGAUUAAUAAGGACUUUGCGGCUGUUGAAUAAUUCUCUGCCCAUUGAAAUUGUCCAUAAGUCGGAUUUAGAUGAGCGCUACCAACAGCUCCUGAUAAUAUCCGCAAGGGAAUCCGCAUCCUUGGAUUAUCCUCCUCAAGAAUUGUGGUUUCUAGACGUACAGAGCAUGUUAAGUGACGACUAUUUAGGAAAAUUCAAACGAUUUUCGAAUAAAUGGCUGGCAAUUACCUUUUCCUCAUUUCAAGUACCCAUUUUUUUAGAUUCUGACACCGUACCUUUCGCUCCAGUGGAUACAUUGUAUCAAACGGACGAGUUUAUAAGAACUGGCACACUCUUUUUUAGGGACAGAAGCUUUCCAAAUUCCAAAUUGAGUUUACUUCAGAUCAAAGUCUUGAAGCAAAUAAUUAAUAAUAGCUUGGGCAUAUCCUUGGAUUCGGGACAAGACUUCGAAUUGUUGAAGAAUAGCCUAAACGAUAAGAUAGCAACUAAUGCAAUAGAGAGUUUGAUUUUCAAGCAACAAAAGCAUCAUAUGGAUAGCGGCUUAUUGAUAUUCGACAAGCAAAAACACUUUUUUUGUUUACCCAUCGCUAUAAUGCUGCAGUUUUCUCCCAUUCAAGAAUAUUUUCACGGUGAUAAAGAAUGGUUCUGGCUUAGUUUGCUCAUGUCUAAAGAAGAAUUUACUUUUCAUCCGGUAGAGGCGUCAAAUGUGGGAAAAUUGGAGAAAUCGAGGACUCCAGAAAGCGCUAUGAUCUGUUCUAUCCAGCUAUCUCACACAGACGUUCAUGGUAGUCUUUUGUGGUUGAAUGGCGGUCUAUCUGUCUGUAAAAAAGCCUGCUGGGAUUAUGAUUUUAUCAAGCAUAAUAAUAUCGCGGCUAAAUACAAGAGUGUUGAAGAAUUACAGAAGUACUAUCAAUCCCCUGUAAAACUUGAAAAUAUUAUAAUCCCCGAUGUUGAUAAGUCUCCCUGGUCGCAACAGAAUGAAUGUGUUAUGUACAACUACUGUACACAUUAUAUGAAGGGAAAGUACGGACAAUUGAUAGAAUUUACAGAAUCUCAGAAAGAAUAUUACGAGAAAUUUGUGAAAUUAUGGAACGAGGUUAUAUAG